Molecule: messenger RNA, 1261 nt
Organism: Sitodiplosis mosellana (orange wheat blossom midge)
Lineage: Eukaryota; Metazoa; Arthropoda; Insecta; Diptera; Cecidomyiidae
Product: caspase-like
Exons: 5
Coding region: 214-1098 (294 amino acids)
Biological process (GO): apoptotic process; proteolysis
Cellular component (GO): cytoplasm
Source: RefSeq, a predicted model, not a curated record
CAAACAAAGAACAUUUGAAAAAGUGAAGAUAAAUUCAGUCGUUCAGAAGCUUCCAAAACGUGUAGUUGCUUCCUUUCAAAUAUCCAACAGAUUGAUUUUUUUUUCUUAAAAAAAGAGCACAGAGAUUGCUCAUUUUAUCGGUUCCACUAGAAUCGUCGGCCGUUUAUCAAAUAGGGUGGAGUUUCAUGGUAAAAAGCAAACAAACAAGUUACAAUGAGUUCACCGAUAGAAGGAACACCGAUCGAUGGCAAUGCAGAGAGCAAAAACGAUACAACUGAUGCAUUGCCUGGUGGCAUGACCCGAAAUCAUUCAAACGCAGCGCGCGUCGCACGUAUGCCAACUGAAUGGAAUGCAUUCGAGUACAAUAUGAGACACAAAAAACGGGGUAUGGCCAUUAUUUUCAACCAUGAGCACUUUGAUAUAUCGUCAUUGAACUCACGUACUGGCACCAAUGUUGACUGCGAAAAUCUAAGACACACACUAGAGACACUCCAGUUUGAUGUUGUGGUACACAAGGAUUUAAGUGAGGCCGAUAUUCACCAGGAAAUUAGAAAAAUUGCCAACUCUGAUCAUUCGGAACAUGACUGUUUAUUGAUAUCAAUUUUGUCGCACGGUGAAUUGGGUUACAUCUAUGCCAAAGAUACGCAUUACAGGCUCGAAAAUAUAUGGAAAUAUUUCACUGCACCGGAAUGCCCCACAUUGGCUGGCAAACCAAAGCUGUUCUUUAUCCAGGCUUGUCAAGGUGAUCGAUCGGAAGGAAACAACACACUCAGCCGCACGGAAACCGAUAGUAGUGAUGACAAAUCGAAGGAGUGCAAAAUUCCAAUCCAUGCCGAUUUUCUCAUCGCCUAUUCCACAAUACCCGGUUUCUACUCAUGGCGAAACACCAAUAAAGGUUCAUGGUUUGUGCAGUGUUUGUGUCUGGAGCUCAAGCAAAGUGCAAAAAAACAUGAUAUUCUAACGCUGCUCACCUUUGUGUGUCAACGUGUGGCCAAGGAUAUUGACUUCGAAUCGAAUAGUAACGACAAUCCGAUCAAAAAACAAAUUCCAUGCAUUACGACGAUGCUAACUCGGCAGUUGUGGUUCUAUGAGAAAUAAACCGUUUUUCUUGUUGUUGGUUUGAUUAUUUCUUAAUGUGUGCUUGAACAUUUUCGCGCUCCGACAAAUCGAUUAAAUUAACUCACACAUUCACAUUGAAAAAAAAAACGAAAACCAACAAAAUAAUAUGUAUUGAAUAAAAAUGAUAUUAUUGAAUUGUAAA